Molecule: messenger RNA, 270 nt
Organism: Gongylonema pulchrum
Lineage: Eukaryota; Metazoa; Nematoda; Chromadorea; Rhabditida; Gongylonematidae
Source: the annotation of a GenBank genome assembly
AUGAAGGAGGAAGCGGCAAGUGGAUUUGAUUGCUACGAUGGGAGUCGGGAGCGAGAAACCGAUGGAAACGAAAAAGUUGGAUCAGCGAAUAACAAUUAUAGUGAUGCUAGCAAUAAUGGUGAUGAUGAUGGAUACAGCGGUAUAGCCGACAGCAACUAUGAUACUAUUGAUAAUGAUGGUGAAAGUGAUGAUAACGAAACACUUACUAUGAGAACAGUGGCAGUGGCAAUGACUAUCAUAAAGGACGAUAACGCUGGCAACAGCAUUUAA